AUGGCGAACAAGUUUCCUUUCUGGGCGGCUGCCAUAAGCUCGCAACAACAACAACCCUCCGACCCGCCGCAGCAGCACUCACUGCAAGCUCCCAACUCCCGGUCACUUCUCCCUUCUCGAAGCCUCACCCGGCCCGCCGGCCCAACUACCCUGGGCCAUGACCUAAUCGCCGCCUUCGCCGAAGCCACCGCCACCCCCUAUUUUAUCUACCGCCUCCGCGACGCGAUGCUCGCCUCGCCCACCGGCCGACGCAUCCUGCGCGACCGCCCCCGCAUCACCUCCACCUCCCUCAACCUCCCUUACCUCCGCUCCCUGCCCCCCGGCACCGUGGGGCACACCUACGUGGCCUGGCUAGACCGCGAGGGGGUCUCGCCUGACACGCGCUCGGCGGUGCGGUACAUCGACGACGCCGAGUGCGCCUACGUCAUGCAGCGGUACCGCGAGUGUCACGACUUUUAUCAUGCGCUGACGGGCCUGCCGGUGGUGCGCGAGGGGGAGGUGGCUCUGAAGGCGUUUGAGUUUGCGAAUACCCUGUUGCCGAUGACGGGGCUGAGUGUGUUUGCUGCGGCGACGCUGAAGAGGAGUGAGAGGAGGAGGUUUGGGGAGAUUUAUCUGCCGUGGGCGCUGCGGAACGGGUUGAGGGCGGCUGAGGUGAUUAAUAUGUAUUGGGAGGAGCCGCUGGAGAGGGAUGUGGUGGGGAGUUGA
Messenger RNA from Chaetomium globosum CBS 148.51, 705 nucleotides. RefSeq lists its product as uncharacterized. The record is from RefSeq and is a predicted model, not a curated record. The coding region runs from base 1 to 705 and encodes 234 amino acids. Gene Ontology annotation, biological process: ubiquinone biosynthetic process. The transcript is spliced from 3 exons. Gene Ontology annotation, cellular component: mitochondrial inner membrane; mitochondrion. Lineage: Eukaryota; Fungi; Ascomycota; Sordariomycetes; Sordariales; Chaetomiaceae.